AUGGCGUCUUCUGGUAUAAAUAAUGAUGAUAAAGUAGAUCUAAUGGAUAUUAAAGGAAAGAAUCGAAUUUCUCGGAGUCCAAAUUUGACUGAGGCCGUAAGCAAUCAUUCCACUGAAAUACACGAUGAUUCAAAAAUGGAUGACCUUAGGAUAUCUUCUGAUAAAAGCAUGCUACAAAAAAAGCUAUCAGAUAAUGAAAAUGUGCUAGUAAUGAAAACAAAAAGCUAUAACGAACAGGUUUCAAGGUUGCAAAAUCAAGUAAUUAAGCUGCGUGCAACUGUAGAGAGAGGUGAAGCAGUUAAACAACAGCUCGAUUAUGAACUAUUAAAAGUAAAUAAGGACUUAAACCAUGAACGAAGACAGGCAUUAGAACGAGAAUCAAGCCUAAGUGAAAUUAAUAAAUCCUUAAGUGAUCAAGUAAGCAAGGCAACAACUAAAUGUCAAGAGUUGGAAAAUAGUAUGCAGCAUCUUCAUUUUAGAUUACAAGAGGAGCAGAAAAAACAGCAAAUGUUAAUUGAAGAAACAGAUAAAGUCUUGAAUUCACUACGAGCUGAACGCGAUGUUAUUGAAAAUGAUAACCAUAAACUCCAGCAGACCGUACAGGAUUUGCAAUUACAAAAUGAAAAUUUUUUGGAAAAAUUGGCAACAGCGGAAGUCCGCUAUAGCAACCAAAAUCAAACCCUACAGCGUCAAGCUGAUGAAUUAAAAGGCAUCACGUCUAGGAAAGAAAGCUUAACAGCAAACUUGGAGUCUGCCCAUAGAAAAAUUCAAAAUUUGGAAGAGAAUAUUGAAGCAGAACGUGCUGCUCACUUAGAAUCUAAAUUUAAUUCAGAAGUUAUUCAGUUAAGGGUUAGAGAUUUGGAAGGCGCUCUAGAAACUGAGAAAGCAAUCAGAAACGAUGCUAAUGAAAAUAUAAGAGGCCUUCAGAAAAAGAUAAAAGAACUGGAGAUACUGAAAGAUGAAAAAGAUCAACAGCUUUCAAAUCUAACUGACCAAUUAAGGAGCUUACUGGCUGCAAAAUAUGAAUUAUUUCUUAUCAGUAUCAAGACGGAAUACAGCAGCAACCAAGAGACCCUGUUACGUGAAGUCGAAGAAAAGCAAAAUAUUGUUCAAGAUUUAUCCCGACAGCUAGAUCGACAUCAUAACAAUUUUCUCUCUUUGCGAGAUGAAUUAACCAAGACUAAGAGAAGGCAGAAAGAACUGCAGGAAGAAUAUGGAAGCAGCACUAAAGCGCUAGAAGAGCUUGUCCUGUCGUUUUCUAUACCACCGAUAACCAGUCAAAUCCGUGAAUCGCCGACAAUAAAACCGUCAACAGCAUUAAGUUAUCUAAAAAAGGAAGUUGAGAAGCUCUCUACUGAGUGUGAAUCUUACAAAGAAAUGAUCUGGUCUAGAGAUCAUGUCGUCGAGAAAACCAAAGAUGCUCUAUUAUCAGCUCGUAACGAUUUAAAAACGGCAAGAGAAGACCUUAAAGAAAAUCAAAACGUCAUCAACAAUUUACGAAUUCAAUUACAGCAAUUACAUCAAAAUUUAUCUCACGAGUCGAAUCUAAAAGAAAAAUUAAACGACGAGUUAAUGUUAACCAAAGAGCAUUACCAAAAGGAAUUGGAGGAUCGGAAACAAUUCCUUCAUACCCUAAAUCAGCGUUUUACUUCCAAUAAUCCACCAACUGCGGCUUUAAAUUCAACGGAAAAUGACGUCCAAAUAUUAGAAAAAGCUUGCCAAGAUAGAGAUCGUGCAUUGCAAAAAAUGCAUAAAACCCACGAAGAAACUUUAUCCAAACUAUUAUCUAGUCAUACGGCGAAAGAACGCAAACAGCAAGAGGAAAAAACAGAAUUAGAUGAGCAUUACAAUAAAAUGUUGCUAGAUCUACAAAAUCGUCUAAAGGAUAGUCAGAAUCAAAUUCGGGAGAUGGGGAAUGAAUUUCGUAAAUUAACGAGCAAUAAAGAAGAACGGAAAAAAGAGAAUUCUGUUUUAAAGAAGCAUUUCACUGAAUUAAAGGCUAUGAACGAUGCAUUAAAGAUCAGCUGUAGCUUACUCGCUGGAGUGCUAUGGCCGUUACAAAAUCGUUUUGCAGAUUUAAUUACACAGAGAAACGUAUUAACUCAACUAUAUGCAAAGGCUGAAGAAUCGAAAUAUCAUUUAAAAUCUAUCUGUGAUACCUUACAGCAAGAGAUGAAAGAUUCAGCCAUUAUUCAAGCAAAUAACGAUCAAAAUUCAUGGGAUUUACUACCCAACAAGAAACGUCGCAAUAUGUUUCAGUUAUUCCGUGUUGGAGCCAUUGCAGUUCUAGCAGCUAACCGAUUAGUUCAUUUAGUUCGAUGCAGCCAUUUUAAGUUUUUUACUGUGCCUCAAAUAUUCAAUGUUGGGAUAUCGUCGGUUUAUUAUGGUGGUUAUUUUAAUGUUCCUAAAGCAAGAUUUCAAGGUAUUGCAAGUCAGUCACCGGCAAAAGCUAUGCUGAACUCGGUCGCUGCUACAGCAUGGCUUACAAGUCCAAGCCUCCAAAUGCGAUUGAUCAAGGCUGCAUCCGAAUUACAGCAUUAUUUAACAAGAGAAAAGCCGGAUUCCUAUUUCAGCCAAGAUAGUGAAUUGCCAUACAUUGCUCAAAGUACUUUUAGUAAAAUUAUCCGGGCUAUUGAAGCGGAAUUUUCAUCGUUAUCCACAGAAAAAACAGAGAUAGAAGCUGCAUUUAUGUCAAAACCCUUAACCUUUUGGCUUGGUCGAGGAUUUGAAAGAUAUCAAAAACGUACCUCUGUUGAAAAUCAAGAUAUUGUAGCACUAUCGGAAGUUAUACCUGAUCUGCGAAAUAAGCUGUUAGAGCUUACUCGUAGACUGCACUCAGCAGAAAUUGAAAGAAGAUCCUUGAGAAUAGAAGUAACUAAACUGCAGCAAGAAUAUUUUGAUAAUAAGAAAAUGAGAGAAAAGACGACAGAGCUACAGAAAUCUCUGGAUGAAUUACACUUAAAGUAUAACGAAAGUGUUCCUGAAGCCAAAUUUGAAACCAUUUAUAAAGAAUUACAAAACGCAUUACGUCGUGAAAGCGAAGCCCAAAAUUUACUGAAAAUCCAGUCCCAACAAAUGCAAGAUUUAGAAUAUCAGAGAACAAAGUAUUCGCAAGAACAAGUUGUUAAUGAGGCUUCCAUAACAGCUAAGGCUAAGGAAUUAUUUAAAAUCAGAGAAGAUUUAGAGAGGAAAGAUCGAUCACUUUACGAGGUCAAUCAAAAUUUUAUUCGAUUGGAAAACGAUCAUAAAUCGGUAUUAGCUGAACUUACCAAAGCUGAGAAAUUGGUUAAAACAUCUGCAAAAGAACGGGAAGCUCUUUUAUGUUAUCUUAAAGCCGUAGAGGCCGCCCUUGAGCAGAGUAAGCAACUCGCUCAGUCGCGAAAUUUGGGUGAUGCUAAUCCUUACCAAUAUAUGUUACCAAAGUUAAUCCUUCCAAGUGAACGCCUGGAAGCUGAAGGUUUUAAAGUUGGGCCAGAGAUGUUAAGCUGUCAGAGCGUUGUGAAAGCUUUUAUGGAAGCCCAACAGCAGGUUCUAUCUAAGGUUUCAGCUCUAGAAAGUGAACUAAUGCCUUAUAAAACGCAUAUUGGUACGCUUAAAUCUGAAUUGACUGCGGCAUGCCAACGCCAGGUUAAUGAUAUGGCACAUACUUCACAUCAAUCGGCAGAUCAUGGAAUGAAAGGAAGUAGAGAAUUUCGAGAACAGCCGCCAACUGUUGCCACGGAAGAAUUAAACAAUUAUAAUUUUAUACCUCUUAAGCGAUACCAGGACACGGUAGCAAAUCCUGGAACAACUCGAGAAUAA
Molecule: messenger RNA, 3801 nt
Organism: Trichoplax adhaerens
Lineage: Eukaryota; Metazoa; Placozoa; Uniplacotomia; Trichoplacea; Trichoplacidae
Exons: 31
Coding region: 1-3801 (1266 amino acids)
Source: RefSeq, a predicted model, not a curated record